ACUGUCAAACUAAAAAUUGUGUGGUUGUUGAGUUGAGAAGAGAAGAAAAAAAAAAUAUUCAACGAAGUUAAGAAAUUUUUUGUUAAACAAAAUGCCCAAGUGGAAAAUUAUUCAAUUUCUUAUAAUUUCAUCAAUUUUAUGCUAUGUAAAUGGCAAAUCUGAACAAGGAAAAUCUGAUAUUGUUUUAACACCUCAAUCCAAUGUCGCCAAAGUUGAGAAGACACUAUUCGCCGGCUCGAAAAUUUUCUUACAAAUUACCUGUGACUCAAAAGAUCCCGAUGCUGAAGUCACAAUUUUCUGGACUCUGUCGGAGCAUUUGUGUCUCCUUGAUGAAUUGAAUUCUUAUGAGCAAAGACAAUAUCGACUGGCUUUGCAAAAUGAAACAAUGCAAAUUCGAUCCGAGCCAACAACGCAACCUUGUCAAUCUGGUGGACAUAUUAUUUUGCCAGAAUUCCGUUUUGCUUCGGAGGCAUCGUCGUCAAUUGGCAGUGCAGUAGCACCACAGGAAGAGAAAACCACGAUGGCUACUGUGAAGAAAAACAAACCAACACAACAGAUUGGAGCCAAAGCCGAUAAUCCUGUAUUUACUAUCACAAAAGAUGGUAUCUAUGAAUUCGCGCUUACAAUUGAACCAGUAAAAAAUGUUGACUUUGCGGCACCAGUACACAUUGAACUUCCAGGACCCCAAGGAUAUCUGUCAGCCAUUGAAUGGCCUCUUUUACCAUUUUAUGGAACAAUGUGUCUAGUUUAUGUCGUCUACGGCAUCAGCUGGCUCAUUGUAUCAUUCUUACAAUGGCGUGAUCUCCUACGAAUUCAAUUCUGGAUUGGUGGUGUCAUACUCUUGGGAAUGAUGGAAAAAGCUGUAUUCUAUGCUGAAUAUCAAUCUGUUAAUUCGACGGGUAUAUCAGUUCAAGGUGCCGAAUUAGCAGCUGAAAUUGUAUCAUGUGCAAAACGUACACUAGCUAGAAUGUUGGUUAUUAUUAUGUCGCUUGGUUUUGGAAUUGUUAAACCACGAUUAGGACCAAUGCUCCAUCGUGUUGUUGGUACUGGUGCUCUCUAUUUCAUUUUGGCUUGUGUUGAAAGUUAUCUUCGAGUAAUGCGCACAAAGAACGAUCAAAGACAUGAACUUUUAGUUGCAAGUAUACCAUUGGCGGUAUUGGAUUCUGGAAUUUGUUGGUGGAUCUUUACAUCACUUGUACAAACAACAAGAACAUUGCGAUUAAGAAGAAACAUGGUGAAGCUCUCUCUGUAUAGACAUUUUACCAACACUUUGAUCUUCUCGGUGAUAGCAUCGGUCAUCUUCAUGUUGUAUUCAAUCCGGAUACGCAGGACAGAAAAUUGUUCUCCAGGUUGGCGAGAAAUUUGGGUGGAUUUUGCCUUUUGGCAUGUCCUCUUCUCAGUGCUUCUUCUUGUGAUUAUGAUUUUGUGGAGGCCCACAAAUAAUAAUCAAAGAUAUGCCUUUACUCCACUUCUGGACAAUCCAGAAGAUGAAGAUGAUGAUGAAGAAGAAGACCAAUUUGUGGCGGAUGCAUAUGGCGUGAAAAUGCGAGGUGCCCAUGCCAAUGGACCAAAGGCUUUGUCUCCAAAAGCAACGACAACCGAAGAAGAUGACCUGCGAUGGGUAGAAGAAAAUAUCCCAUCAUCGAUGUCCGAACCUGCGCUGCCAGUCCUUGACUCAGACGAAGAAAUCAUCAAUACUAAAUUCGAAGUUUCCAAAAUGCAAUAAAAAAAAGCACACAAUUGGCGAAAUCAUAAUUGAGUAUUUUCUGAACCUGAGCCAGAGACUUGCGUUUUGUGUUUAUUUUCUUUUUUUUUAAUUUAAUUUUCAACAGUUUAAUUUUUUAUAUAUAAGAAAUAAGAUUGUAGAAAUAAGCAUAACUAAUAAAUAUGACUAUAAAAUACUUAAUUCAAUAUUUAAUCUAGUUAGCAUAUUACCAAGCGUUGAUAGUUUUAUAUAAAAACAAUAAUUCUUUGAAAACAAAAUUAUUAAUUUUUUGUUUUUGAAUCGAAAUAAAUUAUUAAAUUUAAUUUUUUUAUAAAUUAUAUUUUUU
Molecule: messenger RNA, 2051 nt
Organism: Episyrphus balteatus (marmalade hoverfly)
Lineage: Eukaryota; Metazoa; Arthropoda; Insecta; Diptera; Syrphidae
Product: transmembrane protein 87A
Exons: 10
Coding region: 92-1726 (544 amino acids)
Biological process (GO): retrograde transport, endosome to Golgi
Cellular component (GO): membrane; Golgi apparatus
Source: RefSeq, a predicted model, not a curated record